This is a messenger RNA of Dissoconium aciculare CBS 342.82, 3651 nucleotides long. RefSeq lists its product as uncharacterized. Lineage: Eukaryota; Fungi; Ascomycota; Dothideomycetes; Mycosphaerellales; Dissoconiaceae. Gene Ontology annotation, cellular component: nucleus. The record is from RefSeq and is a predicted model, not a curated record. The transcript has a single exon. Bases 1 to 3651 code for a protein of 1216 amino acids. Gene Ontology annotation, biological process: transcription-coupled nucleotide-excision repair. Gene Ontology annotation, molecular function: ATP binding; ATP-dependent chromatin remodeler activity.
AUGGACAUGGAAAGAUUCGAACAGGAUGACGAGGCAGCACAGAUGAUCGCGCUAGCUGCAGACAUACGAGACCAGGACGAUAUUGAGAGAGACAUUGGUCGCCAGGCAGACCAGCUACUAUUUGAGCAAGCAGAUGAGAGGGACCAGAAACGCAUGGACAAGACGCAAAAGGAGAAAGACCGACUACAGGGCCUAAUACGCAGGGCGCAGGCAAAGCUGACCGAAUUUGGGAACAGCACUACGAAGAACAAGUAUCGAGCGGAAAUUGAGCAAUACAAAGGGCAAAUCGCCACUCUCGAUACCGACUUGGAGCAAAUUCAAAGUCGUAUGAAUGCCCGUCGAGCAGGCGCUGAUGAUGACGCUGGUGCAACAACCACCGAACAAGCCGCGAGUAAACCAAUGUUGGGUGAAAGCAGGCGAGAGUUCCUGAUUCGCACUGGCAAGAUUACUCCAUUCUCCAAACAAGGCAGACAACUUUUGCGUGCAUCUUCGAGCCUUGGAGAUGUGCUCCUCGAUGCUGAGAACGAAGACGACGGCAGUCAGAAUGAGGAUGACGACGAAGAGAGCUUUACAGGUGCCGAGGCUGGCCAGAUGUCUCAUCAGAAUCUGCUUAUGCCAGGCUUCGAUCAGGAGCCUUCUACAGGAAAUGUUCAUCCCCAACCCGAUGCCGAGGACGACGCUGCGCUUGCCCGACGCUUACAGGACGAAGAAUUUGCCCAGGAAAGACCUGCAAAGAGACGACGUCUUCAAAACAGAGAACAUGCGCGUGUAAAACGAGAGACCGCCGAAGAGUCCGGCGAGGAAUCGGACGCCUAUGUUCUAGAGAAUGAUGAGGGAGAACGAGCAGACGAGGAUGAUUUCGAGGGAGAUGACUCGGCCGACGACUCUGCUCUAGUCACAACACCAGGCAAGACACGCAAGCGGAGAACCAAGAAAUCGUCAACUGCCAUUGAUGGGAAUGAAGAGGAAGAUCUGGCAGGCAUCGAUGACGGUAAUGAGGAAGUCUAUCAAGCGCGACUCCAAGAUUGGGUGGGGCGACGGAAGAUAGCUAGGUCUCGAGCGAAAGAGAACGAGAUAGCUACUAAUGACGGGGAUGGUGACGCAGACGAUAUCAAUGACGAGAAUGCUCAACGAGGCACCCAAGAGUGGCACAUGCCUCAUCCCACCAGGACCGAUGCGGUAUUCGAAGGCGGUUUUGCUAUUCCAGGCGACAUCUAUCCUUCAUUGUUCGACUAUCAAAAGACCGGUGUUCAAUGGCUUUGGGAGCUUUACUCGCAACAAGUUGGAGGCAUAGUGGGUGACGAAAUGGGUCUAGGGAAGACAAUCCAAGUCAUUUCCUUUCUCGCCGGACUUCACUAUUCGAAGAAGAUCACGAAACCCAUUAUCGUCGUCUGUCCGGCGACUGUAAUGAAGCAAUGGGUCAAUGAGUUCCAUCGCUGGUGGCCGCCGCUGAGAGUGUCCAUUCUGCAUUCUUCGGGAAGUGGCAUGCUCGACGUUGGACAGGAGUUGCGAAUCGAAGAUGAUCUCCAUGAGGUGGGAUAUCGUAGGAGAGGUACACAAGCGAAAGGUUACAAAUCUGCGAAACGUAUUGUCGAUCGGGUCAUUCGCAAUGGGCAUGUUCUAGUGACGACUUAUUCUGGCUUGCAAACUUACGCUGAGCUAUUGAUACCGACUGACUGGGGGUAUGCAGUAUUGGAUGAAGGUCACAAGAUCCGCAAUCCCAACACCUCUAUCACGAUAUACUGCAAGGAGCUGCGCACACAUAACCGGGUCAUCCUUUCCGGAACUCCUAUGCAAAAUAACCUAACCGAGCUGUGGUCUCUGUUUGACUUUGUAUUUCCCAUGCGACUAGGAACGUUGGUCAACUUCAAGAGCCAAUUUGAGAUCCCAAUCAAGCAAGGUGGCUACGCAAGUGCAUCGAAUCUUCAGGUCGAGACUGCCAUGAAAUGUGCCGAGACACUGAAAGAUACAAUCGCGCCAUAUCUGUUGCAGCGAUUCAAGGUGGAUGUCGCUGCAGAUCUUCCUAAAAAGAGUGAGCGAGUCUUAUUCUGCAAGCUCACAAAAUUGCAGCGGGAUGCGUACGAAUGGUUUUUGGGCUCUGAGGAUAUGAAAUCCAUCAUGAACGGCAAACGGCAAGCGCUUUACGGUAUUGACAUCCUUCGAAAGAUCUGCAAUCAUCCCGAUCUUGUCGAGCACAAGACGCUAUCCAAAAAGUCAAGCUAUGCGUAUGGCGAGGGGAGUAAGUCUGGUAAGAUGCAGGUAGUCAAAGGUUUGCUCGAGAUUUGGAAACGACACGGGCACAAGACACUUUUGUUUGCACAGCACAGGAUCAUGCUUGAUAUUCUGGAAUUAUUCAUCGCGAAGAUGCCCGGAUUCAAAUUCCUUCGCAUGGAUGGCAAUACCUCGAUCAAGGAUCGCCAGACACUUGUUGACCGAUUCAACACGGACCCUGAUCUCCAUGUUUUCCUUCUCACGACCAAGGUGGGUGGCCUAGGAGUGAACCUCACUGGCGCCAACCGUGUGAUUAUCUACGAUCCGGACUGGAACCCUUCUACCGAUAUGCAAGCGCGAGAACGUGCCUGGCGACUGGGUCAAAAGCGAGAAGUCGAAAUUUAUCGAUUGAUGACUGCUGGCACCAUUGAAGAGAAAAUCUACCAUCGUCAGAUCUUCAAACAGUUCCUCACCAACAAGAUCCUUCGUGAUCCAAAACAACGGCAGACUUUCCAGCUUCGGGAUCUGCAUGAUCUGUUUACUUUGGGCGAUGCGACUGAUGGUGAAACGGAGACCGGCACGAUCUUCAAGGGCACCGAGGUACAGUUGUCUGGAUAUCUGAAACCAACGUCUGACCAAAGUUUACCCACGCCACCCGAUGACAAGCAAGCAGUCAGAGACGAUGCCACUGGUGAGGCAGCAAUGAAUGACAUCAUUGGCAUCUCUCGACAUGAGAAGUUCCACGACGAAGCAGAAGAUGCCGCAAAUGCAUCCUCUGCAGUAGAUGGCGGAGAGUCAUCCGAUCGAAUGCUCAACUCCAUCUUCGCCCGAGCAGGUGUACAAAGUGCCCUCGAGCAUGAUGCCAUCAUCAACGGCACCAACCGGACUAUCACUGCUGAUCCCGCCAUGAUCGCUCGAGAAGCGAAAAAAGUCGCCGCCGAAGCCGCGCGCGAACUCCAGCGUGCAGGCGAGAUCGCCCGAACCCUACCCGCCGGUGUGCCGACAUGGACCGGACAAUUCGGAACAGCCGGGCGGCCGCCCUCACCACCACCUCGCCGCGGAGGCAUGAACAUCGGGCGUGGCGGUCGCGGAGGCGGAGCUGGCCCGUCUUCCGUCGCGCUCCUUGCAAAUCUCCAGUCCAGACAAGCUGGGACAACCGCAUCCUCUCGAGGCGGCCACUCAUCCCACGCCCUUGCGCGUGCCAACGCCGCCAAUCAACCCAAGGGCAAGGAUUUCCUCGUGCUCAUCCGAGACUAUCUCGUCGCACAAGGCGGGCAGGCCUACACACAGAUGUUGAUCGACCACUUCAAUCGAUUCUGCGGCACGCCGCAGCGGACUUUGGAAUUUAAGGAGAUGUUGAAGAGUAUCGCUGUGCUCGAGAAGGGCGGACGUGCGCGAGGGAAAUGGAGACUCAAGGAAGAAUUUCGAAGUUCGUUGUGA